GGAGAGCCGUUUGGCUGUAUAGCCGGUCCCGAUCAUUUUGCUUCCCUUUUAAAAGACCAUGGCCAAAUGGGGAGAAGGAGACCCUCGGUGGAUCGUAGAGGAGAGAGCCGACGCGACUAACGUUAACAACUGGCACUGGACGGAGCGGGAUGUGACAAACUGGUCAUCGGACAAGCUGAAGGAGCUGCUCUCUGGUGUGCGUGUAGAGAGCGAGGAGGGAAGCUGUGGAGUCACGGAAGUUAGCAAGGUUGAGGGUGAGGCCUCCAUCAAUAACCGCAAGGGCAAGCUCAUCUUCUUCUACGAGUGGGACGUCCAGGCAACCUGGAAAGGGGUUUCUAACACUGGAGCCAAAUACAAAGGGAUCAUAGAGGUUCCGAACCUCUCCGAUGAAAAUAACAUGGAAGACCUGGACAUAAUGGUCACUGUGACUAAAGGUGACCCAGACGCACCUCUCCCAGUCCUCAUGAAAAUGGAAGGAGCUGCUAAAAUCCGAGCUGCACUCGGGAGCUACGUGGAUUAUUUGAAGACAGAGUUCACUCAAGGCAUGAUCUUGCCUACGGCCAAUGGUGUGAACAAACAGGCGCAGUCACAGGCUCAAGUUAAAGUGGACAAGACCCAGAUAGGAUUUGUGAGUUCAGCUGCUGCUUCCAGUACUGGAGUGAAGAUCCCUACCUGCAAGGUCAGCCUGAAGGACACCUUCCUUACCUCGGCGGAGGAGCUCUAUAGAGUCUUCAUCAAGCAGGAGUUGGUGCAGGCCUUCACGCACGCGACUGCGGUGGUGGACGGAGAGAAGGGGGGCAAGUUCCGCUUGCUGGACGGCAAUGUCCUGGGGGAGUUCCAGGAGCUGGUUCCAGAACAAAAAAUAGUCAUGAAAUGGCGAUACAACACCUGGCCCUGUGAACAUUAUGCGACAGUAACCAUGAACCUGUUGGACCACGGCAAUGAGACAGAGUUGGCGGUGGAGUUGCGAGGGGUCCCGGUCAACGAGGAGGAGAGGACGAGACACGGGUGGCAGCAGUACUAUUUUGAGGGCAUCAAACAAACUUUUGGUUACGGAUCACGGCUCUACUGAAGACGCACUGUAUCAUGUCAUUUCCUCCUCAUGUGACCUUGGAACUUGGGGGGAAAAAAAUCAGGAGAAAGGAGUGUUUUUUUGCUCGUAACGUGUGUGCAUAAAUGCUUUCGUUUUUAGCACAGUCUUUUCUGUUAGAACUGCUGCAGAACCAGCGUGAGUGGACUGUGCUCUUGUGGACUGAAGAUUGAAUCCUCACAUGCGUACAGCGGCUCCAGACAGUUCUGCGUUUUGGUGACAGGCAUGAAAUGGAAUAUGAAACCGUGAACCACUAGGGAUUGUAUUGUUCUUUUGAUUAGAGUAGUCUUUUGAAAGUGUUAAAGAAUAGACUUGCAUCCUCUCUGUUUACUUGUACUUGUUAAUACAUUAUUUUACUGAACUGUUGUUUUUAAAUGAGAUUUCAUGCACAUGUUCCUGUAAGUACUGUCAACUAUCAACUUGAUUACUGAAACAAUCCUAACUGGGCAUUCAGUCUUUGUUUCUGUGGACGCACAUAUUUUUUGGUACUGUAUUUUGUUUAGUUUUAAUAAUGCAAAUCGGAUUUGUAUCGGUUACUGCAGGUCAGUAUGAGUAGCGAUGAAAAUGGUCUGUAAAGAACUGAAGUACAUUAGACUCAGUUGCAGCUCAGAUCUGACUGAUCUGUCGUGGGUGCAGGGAACUUGAGUAACGGAAGCAUAGUGCAUUGGGCUCUGCUUUAAUUAGGAGCUGCUACCAGAGCGGUAGCCUUCAGGUCCGUAUGGCAACAGCACAGCCUGCAGUUUCAUUUCAUACUUUACUUUCCGUUUGUCACGUUGUGCAAUGAGAUUUCCUUUGGUGGCCAAACAAUAAACGUUAUUCUCCCUGUU
This is a messenger RNA of Paramormyrops kingsleyae, 1917 nucleotides long. RefSeq names its product AHA1, activator of heat shock protein ATPase homolog 1a (gene ahsa1a). Gene Ontology annotation, cellular component: cytosol. NCBI's taxonomy places the organism in Eukaryota, Metazoa, Chordata, Actinopteri, Osteoglossiformes, Mormyridae. Gene Ontology annotation, molecular function: ATPase activator activity; protein-folding chaperone binding. Gene Ontology annotation, biological process: protein folding; positive regulation of ATP-dependent activity. The record is from RefSeq and is a predicted model, not a curated record.